Psammomys obesus (fat sand rat) is the source of this 3077-nucleotide messenger RNA. RefSeq names its product G protein subunit beta 1 (gene Gnb1). Bases 169 to 1239 code for a protein of 356 amino acids. Gene Ontology annotation, molecular function: signaling receptor complex adaptor activity; protein binding. Lineage: Eukaryota; Metazoa; Chordata; Mammalia; Rodentia; Muridae. The transcript has 12 exons. The record is from RefSeq and is a predicted model, not a curated record. Gene Ontology annotation, cellular component: heterotrimeric G-protein complex; cytoplasm. Gene Ontology annotation, biological process: G protein-coupled receptor signaling pathway.
CUCGCCGGCUCCUGCCCGCAGGCCGCGAGCGCGACGACCGGGACGACCAGGCGGCGGCGUGGGCGCCAGACUGGGCGAGAUAGACUUACAUGUGUGGGAAACCAGACCAGAAACACUUCUGAACUAAGAGCUUGAAUUCUGAAGUGUGGAAAGCACUGAGUCCUGAAGAUGAGUGAACUUGACCAGCUGCGGCAGGAGGCCGAGCAACUGAAGAACCAAAUCAGAGAUGCCCGUAAAGCAUGUGCAGAUGCGACUCUUUCUCAGAUCACGAACAACAUUGAUCCAGUGGGAAGAAUUCAAAUGCGGACCAGGAGAACCCUGAGGGGGCAUCUGGCCAAGAUUUAUGCCAUGCACUGGGGCACAGACUCAAGGCUCCUUGUCAGUGCCUCUCAGGAUGGAAAACUCAUCAUCUGGGACAGCUACACCACAAACAAGGUUCAUGCCAUCCCUCUGCGUUCCUCUUGGGUCAUGACCUGUGCAUAUGCUCCUUCCGGGAAUUACGUGGCCUGUGGUGGCCUGGAUAAUAUCUGCUCCAUUUACAAUCUGAAAACUCGUGAAGGGAAUGUGCGCGUGAGUCGCGAGCUGGCAGGACAUACAGGUUAUCUGUCCUGUUGCCGGUUCCUGGAUGACAAUCAGAUAGUUACCAGCUCUGGAGACACCACCUGUGCUCUGUGGGACAUCGAGACCGGCCAGCAGACAACCACGUUUACUGGACACACUGGAGAUGUCAUGAGCCUGUCCCUUGCUCCUGACACCAGACUGUUUGUCUCUGGUGCUUGUGACGCUUCAGCCAAGCUCUGGGAUGUCCGAGAAGGGAUGUGCCGGCAGACCUUUACAGGACACGAGUCUGACAUCAAUGCCAUAUGUUUUUUUCCCAAUGGCAAUGCCUUUGCCACUGGCUCAGACGAUGCUACGUGCAGGCUGUUUGACCUUCGUGCAGACCAGGAGCUCAUGACCUACUCCCAUGACAACAUUAUCUGUGGUAUCACAUCUGUUUCCUUUUCCAAGAGUGGCCGCCUCCUCCUUGCUGGGUACGACGACUUCAACUGUAAUGUCUGGGACGCCCUCAAAGCUGACAGAGCAGGUGCUGUCAAGCCAUGUGUGUUGGUGAUUGUGAUGGUUCUGUUCCCAGGUGUCUUGGCUGGACAUGACAACCGAGUCAGCUGCUUGGGGGUGACUGAUGACGGCAUGGCUGUGGCGACGGGGUCCUGGGACAGCUUCCUCAAGAUCUGGAACUAAGGCCAGGAGCAGCAGGUGGAUGGAUGCCACGGUGACUGGAAGACCAUUCCAACCUUGAAGCGUUACAGCGAUAGCAUAUCCUGUCCAACCAUACUAACAUGGACACCCACACCUCCCCUCAGAACUUCAAAAGGGCAAGAUCUUUUUCCUUCACUUACUGCUGAAACCAAGAGCACAACUCCCAUUAAGAGAAGGAUCUCUGUGCUGUAAACAAAGUGUGCAUUCCUUCCGGGGCCGGUGUCUGUUUCUUUGUUGUUGUUGGGGGGUUAUUUUGUUUUUGUUGUUUGUUUGUUUGUUUUGGGUGAAUUUUAAAGGAAUACUACAAUAAAAAUGUUACCCAGAAGGUAACCCUGAGUAUGAUUGUGAGACAGACACGCCUCUUUACCAGUUCAUUUGGAUCUUAGAUCAGUGACCCUGCUCUGUGGCAUUCAUGAAAGACUUUGCUUCUCUGCAAUUGUUUCUAAAUAUAAGUCAUUUGUAGCAGGACUUUGGAAGCAUUCAGAUUUCUUUCUUAAAUAUAUUCCUUUAUGUUCAAUAAUUAAGGGAACCAGAGCCUAUGAUAGUCUCUGACUUAUCAAUGAUGCAUUUUUAUCCCUGGCUUGCUUGGGGUUUUUUGUUGUUUUUCAUUUGGUUUGGGGGGCUGGGGGGGGGCUUGCCUUUUUUUUUUUUUUUUUUUUUUUUAAGUCUCAUGUCACAGAUGACUGUUUCGCACAAACACAGCAUAGUGGAAGAAAAAAAAUAAAUCAGAAGCAAAGUAGCCAAGCACAUGUUACAAUGGCCACAAAUGCUUGGUCCGAACCCUUCCUCUUUGCUCAGCAGUGAACUUAUUCCCAGCACCCUUCCCUCCUGACUUGUCCUCCUCACUGUCUAGUUUCUGCUCUUACCUUGGGUUUUCUGUGAAGUUGGAGGGAAGUUUGUAGUCAUGUGACACUAGCUGUCCUACCCCUGCUGUCAAGAGAUUUGUUCUCCAGAGAGGUGCCUGUCCUGUGCUUGGAUAGUCAGUUGGUUAUUUGUGUAUGAAACAAUGUACAAAUCAAUGUUUUGAAAAUAAUGAUCUCAGACUUUCUAAGUUAAAUUUUAAACAAUUUGAUUGUUUGCCAUAUUGGGUGGGUUUACUCUUAGAAUCGCAUGCUGUAGAAAUGCUCUAAAGUGCAUAUAGGACUCAGUCCUUAGAUGUUCCUUUUCUUUUAAGAAAUAACCUCUUCAAGUUGUAACCGUGGCGGCUUUGUCCAUUACUGUUGCUGCUCUGCACACAUAUCGGAAGCAGCGAGCGCUUGACACACUUGAGUAGUGGGAUAAGUCACUGUUUUCUUUCUUUAAAAAAACAGAACAAACAGUCCUGUUGGGAAUGAUUGCUGUUGGAUUCAGGAGGGGAGGGGAAAGCCGCUCUGCUGCCUCUUUGCCACUUCCUGGAAGCCUGCCUCCAUGGAACAGCCUUUUGCAUCCGAGGCAACCAUUUUUACUCCAUGCGGAUCUUCGUGGCUACCAUCUCAAGCCAUGCUCAGCAGCAGCGUUUGGACAGCAGUGUUCUGUGGGCCCUUCCCUCUCCCUGUAUCCUGCACCCCUCAUAGCAGUAGUGGCUUCGCCGUUCUGUUUUCUGCAGCGUCCUGUACAAAACUGUGCUGUGACUGUGCGGUAGGCCUGGACCUGGCAAAGAAUACAGCGAAGCCCCUUCUCUUCCUACCCAACGACUCUGUAGAGCUCUCUGCACCCUGUACCCUUUUCACCUUUUGUAUUUAAUUUUAAAGUCAGUGUACUGCAAGGAGGCUGGAUGCAAGAUAGAUACUAUAUUAAACUGUACUGUUAUUUAAGAUGUAAUAAAGCAGUUUGACAUGAGG